AUGCCUAAGGUAGUCCAGUGUCCUUCUCCAGCCAUGUGGUAUUCACAACGUGUGUUUGAGAUGAAAUUCUUGGGUGGUGGAUUUGGCAUCACCCUAAGUGGUAUCGGCUUGAUGAGGUUGUUGCUACCAACUCUAGGAGCAGUUGUGACAAAAGGGCUGGUAAUGAGUCACACUUUCGGUGUGCUCCUCUCUUCAUGGCGAUGGAUUGAGCUUGGGCGGUUGCCUUGGUUGAUUGGACUUGUUGGCGAAUUGUAUGAAUCGGUGUAUGCAACGUUUGGUCGGGAGUCUAAGGCCCCCAUGUUCGCAUCUGACAUUUUGGUCACGUUUCUUUGGAAUCUAAUUCGGGAUUGA
Molecule: messenger RNA, 351 nt
Organism: Ilex paraguariensis (yerba mate)
Lineage: Eukaryota; Viridiplantae; Streptophyta; Magnoliopsida; Aquifoliales; Aquifoliaceae
Source: the annotation of a GenBank genome assembly